Messenger RNA from Vespa velutina, 4836 nucleotides. It is a transcript of the gene RpIII128, whose product is annotated as DNA-directed RNA polymerase III subunit RPC2. Lineage: Eukaryota; Metazoa; Arthropoda; Insecta; Hymenoptera; Vespidae. Gene Ontology annotation, cellular component: RNA polymerase III complex. Gene Ontology annotation, molecular function: ribonucleoside binding; DNA-directed RNA polymerase activity; DNA binding. The record is from RefSeq and is a predicted model, not a curated record. Gene Ontology annotation, biological process: DNA-templated transcription. The transcript is spliced from 15 exons. The coding region runs from base 116 to 3520 and encodes 1134 amino acids.
UUGCCGACAGUAAUAUACAAACGGCAUGGCUUAUUAUCGCGUUAUGUUUAGUUGUAGAAAUUUCGGUUAUUAAAAAUAUUUGUAAGUUUUAAAUAAUUUUAUUUCAAAGUAAAACAUGGGUGAAGUAAAAUUUAGUAAUUUGGACGGUAUAAAAUCAGAACAAAAAUACAAUAGAGUCGUGAAACAUAUACAGGAUAAAUGGAAAUUAGUACCUGCUUUUCUCAAAGGAAAAGGUUUAGUCAAACAACACAUUGAUUCCUUCAAUUAUUUUAUAAAUGUCGAAAUAAAAAAGAUUGUUAAAACAAAUGAAAAGGUACUUAGCGAUGCAGAUCCUUUGUUUUAUGUAAAAUACUUAAACGUACAUGUUGGAUCUCCUGAUGUAGAGGAAGGUUUUAAUGUAACACGGUCUACUACUCCACAUGAAUGUAGAUUGCGAGAUUUAAACUACUCUGCACCGAUUACCGUUGACAUUGAAUAUAUCAGAGGUCAUCAACCUAUUAUUAGAAAUAAUUUAUUGAUUGGAAGAAUGCCAAUUAUGCUUAGAAGUUCGAAUUGUGUAUUAACUAACAAAUCUCAUUUUGAAUUGGCUAAAAUGAACGAGUGUCCUCAUGAUCCUGGUGGUUAUUUCAUUAUUAAUGGUCAAGAGAAAGUUAUACUUAUCCAAGAGCAAAUGCUUAGAAAUAGAAUUAUUUUAGAAGAAGAUAGUAAAGGAUGCGUAGUAGCAUCCUGUAAUAGCUCUACACAAGAAAGAAAGACAAAAACUAACAUAGUCGGUAAAGGUGGAAAGUAUUAUAUGAGACAUAAUAUUUUUCAGGAUGACGUACCUGUUACGAUAAUAUUUAAAGCAAUGGGAAUAGUAUGUGAUCAAGAAAUAAUGCAACUUAUUGGUGCAGAAGAAGAAUUUAUGAAAAAAUUUGCACCCAGUUUAGAAGAAUGUCAUACAUUACAUGUUUUUGCUCAAAAUCAGGCUUUAAGAUAUUUAAGUAAUAAAAGGAAACAAAAAAGAUAUUCUAUGAUCAAAGCUAGUAUUACUGAUGAAAUCAAGGAUAUUUUAGCAACUAAUGUACUAUCUCAUGUUCCUGUCAACGAUUUCAAUUUUAAAUUAAAAGCCACUUAUCUGGCUUUAAUGGUAAGAAAAGUUAUGAAAGCACAAGGUGAUGGAAAACUUGUAGAUGAUAGGGAUUAUUAUGGUAACAAACGUUUAGAAUUGGCUGGUUCCCUUUUAUCUCUCAUGUUUGAAGAUUUAUUUAAAAGAUUUAAUAGAGAGUUAAAACAAAUUGCAGAUAAAAAUAUACCAAAAAUAAAAGCAGCUCAAUUUGAUAUUGUAAAACAUAUGAGACAAGAUCAAAUUACAAAUGGUUUAGCAUUCGCUAUAUCAUCUGGUAAUUGGACUAUUAAAAGAUUCAAAAUGGAACGGCAUGGAGUCACUCAAGUUUUGUCAAGGCUAUCAUAUAUUUCAGCUCUUGGCAUGAUGACGCGUGUUAAUUCACAAUUUGAAAAAAGUAGGAAAGUAUCUGGUCCUAGAUCUUUGCAACCAUCGCAAUGGGGAAUGUUAUGUCCAAGUGACACGCCUGAAGGAGAGAGUUGCGGAUUAGUUAAAAACUUAGCUCUUAUGACACAUAUUACUACAGAAGUUGAAGAAGAACCUAUUAUAAGAUUAGCAUUUAAUCUCGGCGUUGAAAAUGUAAAUAUACUUGGUGGAGAAGAAAUUAAUAAUAAAGACGUGUAUAUGGUCUUUCUAAAUGGAAACAUUUUAGGCAUUGUCAAAAAUUAUCAGAGACUUGUGUAUAUAUUCAGAUUAUUACGUAGAAAAGGUCUGGUGAAUGGUUUUGUUUCCAUAUUUACACAACAUCAACACAGCUGUAUUCAAAUUAGCUCUGACGGAGGUCGUUUGUGUAGACCUUACAUAAUUGUUGAAAAAGGACAACCACUGGUUCACGAAGAACAUAUUAAAUUGUUGGAACAAGGUGUUAGAACUUUUGAAGACUUUUUACAAGAUGGUUUAAUUGAAUAUUUGGAUGUAAAUGAAGAAAAUGAUAGUUCUAUAGCAUUUAAUGAAGCACAUAUAAAUGCGAACACGACACAUUUAGAGAUUGAACCUUUUACGUUAUUGGGAGUGUGUGCUGGUUUAGUACCAUAUCCACAUCACAAUCAAAGUCCAAGAAACACUUACCAAUGUGCUAUGGGUAAACAAGCUAUGGGAACCAUUGGUUAUAAUCAGCGUAAUCGUAUCGAUACUCUUAUGUAUAAUUUAGUAUAUCCACAAGCACCAAUGGUGAAAUCACGUACAAUAGAACUCAUUAAUUUUGACAAGUUACCUGCUGGCCAAAAUGCAACAGUUGCAGUUAUGUCUUAUAGUGGGUAUGACAUUGAGGAUGCUUUAAUUUUAAAUAAAGCUUCUAUUGACAGAGGAUACGGAAGAUGUUUGGUAUAUCGAAAUGCAAAAUGUACUUUGAAAAGAUAUGCUAAUCAAAGUUACGAUAGAAUAAUGGGUCCAUUAAUCGAUACAACUACUAAAAAGCCAGUAUGGAAACAUGAAAUAAUUGACAGUGAUGGCAUUGCUGCUCCAGGUGAAAUGGUAGAAAAUAAAAAAGUAAUGGUAAAUAAAUCUACACCAUCGUCCAGCAUUGGUCCAGUUAAUUCUGCCAAUGCCCAGGCACAAACAGAAUAUCGAGAUGUUCCCAUUGUAUUCAAAGGUCCAGUUCCUGCUUAUGUAGAAAAAGUUAUGAUAUCUAGUAAUGCGGAAGAUGCUUUUUUGAUAAAGCUACUAUUAAGACAAACUCGAAGGCCUGAAAUCGGUGAUAAAUUUAGUAGUCGUCAUGGACAAAAAGGAGUAACUGGAUUAAUUGUGGAACAAGAAGAUAUGCCAUUUAACGAUUAUGGUAUAUGUCCUGAUAUGAUUAUGAAUCCACAUGGUUUCCCAUCUCGUAUGACUGUUGGAAAGUUAAUAGAAUUGCUUGCCGGUAAAGCUGGUGUCCUUCAGGGACAGUUUCAUUAUGGAACAGCAUUUGGUGGUUCCAAAGUUGAAGAUGUUUGCGAAGAACUCAGAAAACAUGGUUUUAAUUAUUUGGGAAAGGACAUCUUUUACUCUGGAACUACGGGUGAACCACUUCAAGCAUAUAUUUAUUCUGGCCCUGUAUACUAUCAAAAACUUAAGCAUAUGGUACAAGAUAAAAUGCAUGCUCGUGCCCGUGGACCUAGAGCAGUUCUUACACGCCAACCAACGGAAGGUCGUUCCAAAGAAGGUGGUUUACGUUUAGGUGAAAUGGAACGUGAUUGUCUGAUUGGAUAUGGAGCUAGUAUGAUGUUAGUAGAAAGAUUAAUGAUAUCAAGUGAUGCAUUUGACGUUGACGUUUGUAAUAAAUGUGGUCUAAUGGCAUACAGUGGGUGGUGCCAUAGUUGCCGCUCUAGUGCCUGCGUUUCAACUAUUUCCAUGCCAUACGCUUGUAAAUUGCUCUUUCAAGAGUUACAAUCUAUGAAUAUUGUACCUCGUUUAACAUUAAAACAUUAUUGUGAUUGAAUAUAUUUAUAAUACACAAUAAUAUCUAUAUAAGAAUUCACUUGUUCAUAUGAUCAUUGUAUAUAGAUUACAUUUCAUUAAUAAAAUUAAUAUUAUCAAAUUUAAUACGAUCACUAUUUAAUAUAUAUAUAUAUACAUAUAUUUUAAUAAGUCUUUUCUUCAUCUAUUAUACGUCAUCUAUUAUAAAAUAUAAUUGUUUUAUCAUUUUAUAUUCUCAAUAUAUAUGUAUAUAUAUUGUUUACAAUGCAUUCAUCAUAGAAAUUCGGCAUGUAAUUUAAUUUCAGGAGUUUCAAUAUGCCUUUUGCUUUGUAUCAAACGUAAUUCUAUUCUUUGUGCAAAUUGCGUCCUCUCAUCUUUAUAUUCUGAAAGUUGAACAAUUAUCUAUAUAUAUAUAAUUAUAUAAAAACAUACAUAUGUGUAUGUGUAUAUAUGUAUGUAUGUACUUUUAUAUACAUAAAACACAAAAUUUCAAAGAAAAUUUACCUUUGAAUGAUUUGAAAGUUUCAAAAAGAACACCUUGUAAAGAGUUUAUUGUCUUUUCAGUCGCUGUUUUAAUAUCUUCAUGUAGAUACGUAUGAGCAAGAAAUAAAGCAGCAAAUAGAUCACCAGAACCAGUAAAAGAUGAUGGUAUUUUUGGAAUAUCAACCUUAAGUAGUACAUCGUCUAAAAUAAAAUAAAUGAAGAAAAAUAAUAUUUAAGUUAAUUCAUAUUAAUUCUUAACACAUUAUUAAGAAUACCUUUCAAUGAACUGAUUACUGCUAAUAUUUUAUUAUCCAUUUCUGCAGAUGAUACAGCUACAGUUUGUGGUCCCAUUUUAUGUAACUCUUUUAUAACAGUUUGCAAUUCAUCUAAACUAUUAAUACUUUUGCCAGUUAACAAUCUAAAACAGAAUGCAUAUAAUUUAUUUUAAGAAAAAACCGCACUUGGUAAUAAACAAUAUUAUGAAUUAUGAAUAUACUAUUUUUUUACAUACUCAGUCUCAAACUGAUUUGGAACUACAAUAUCUGCAAGGGGAACUAUCUUGUUUUUAUAAAUAUCUUUUAAUUCCUUAGGGACAUACAUCUUACCAUUAUCACCCAUAACAGGAUCGCAUACUAAAAGAUAAUGAUAAAAAUUAUAAAUUGUUAUCAUAAUAAAUUAAUAGGAAAUAAAUAAAUAUACCAUAUAUAAGAUCAGGAUUCUUCUGCUUUAAUGCUCCAACUAAUAAAGCUAUUCUGUUCAAAAAAGAUGCGGAUCCUAUAUAUCCUGUCAGUAGAUGAGUAUAAUGAUCCAAAUUAUUUUCUGCCAAGCCAUGUACCAAUUCAUCUAUCAUAUAA